AUGGCCGCGUUGCAGCAUGAACUUUCACCUAUUCACAAGGAGCUCCAGGAGUUGCACAUAUCUCUCGACUUUUUUAACAAAAAAUAUGAGGAGAUGAAAGAUGAGAUUAUUAAGUUAAAAAGUGAAAAUGAAUGUUAUAAGAAGUUAACUACUAGAUUGGAAACUAAUAUAAAGGAACUUUCCGAACGAUUAAAUAACACUGAAUUGCAUUUACGCGAAAAAAAUUUGGAGUUUCGUGGCAUUCCGGAGCAUCACAAUGAAAAUUUGUUGAGGCUUAUGGAACAAUGCUCUUCUUUGGUUGGCUCUAAAGUGAAAAAAGAUGAAAUCGUCCUCCAGAGCAUCAAUGGCGACGAUGCUAUAAGUUACGUCCAGGUUAAACGGGAAGGAAAUCUGUGCAUAGUAAAAGGCAAAAUCUGCCCAGAACAUAAAGUACAUGCAAAAUUGUAUGGAGUGACUUUAGUGAUUGAUGAACAGGAAGAGGCAGUAAAAUUAAUUGAAUGUCAUGAUUGUGUGGCUUCGCAAGGAGGAUGUAAACAUGCAAUAGCAUUCCUAAUGUGGGUUCACCGCAGGAGUGAAGACCCUUCAUGUACAUCCAUCGAAUGCUAUUGGAUAAAAUCAAAGCUUUCCAGGGUUGGUACUACUGUUAAAUACAUAACUGCCAAAGACUUAUCCAAGGGUAAGCCUAGCUUAUCAUCAAAUACAGGAGUAUUCGAAAAGUUUUUAGCAGAAGGUAAGAAAAGGAAACUUACCAAUUGUGAGAUAAUCAAAUAUCAAAAAGAUUAUGUUUUUGCUGGACCAGAAGGUUUUUCUAUGGACAAAUUAGUGCAGAAAUAUAAAGAAACAUCCUGUGACACAUUUUUGAGCAGAGUUGUGUUAACUGAUAGUGAUAUCAGCAAUAUUGAAAAAGAAACGAGAGACCAACAUAAAAGCAGCUUAUGGCAUGAAUUAAGAUAUGGAAGAAUAACAGCUUCACGGGCGUACGAAUUCAGUCGGUGCAAAACCAGUGAUGGUACUCUGAUUGCUGUAAUAUUGGGUGGAAAAAUUCCAGACACAACGGCCAUGAAGCGUGGUAGAAUAUUGGAGGAUGACGUUAGAAAUACAGUCAGUGCCAAAUUAGGAAAAAGAAUUAAAAAAUGUGGUUUAAUGAUAGCCAAAAACUACCCUAUGCUAGCAGGUUCACCAGAUGGGAUCUGCGAAAACAGCAUUAUAGAAAUAAAGUGCCCUAUGAGUGAAAAAACCUUUAAAAAUUAUAUAUGUGAUGGGAAACCAAGCCAGAAGUUUUAUGUGCAGAUGCAAUUACAAAUGCUAUUAACAGGGCUUAAAAAAGGCUAUUUUUGUGUAGCUGAUUGCAACUACAGUACUAAUAAGAAAGUACAAAUAUUGGACAUUCAAUAUGAUGAAAAAUAUGUAUCAGAUUUUAUUAAUGUUAUAGUUCCUUUAUGGAAAGAUAAUAUUUAUCCAAUACUACAUCAAAGUAUUUUAUAA
Messenger RNA from Diatraea saccharalis (sugarcane borer), 1485 nucleotides. NCBI's taxonomy places the organism in Eukaryota, Metazoa, Arthropoda, Insecta, Lepidoptera, Crambidae. The record is from the annotation of a GenBank genome assembly.